CUCUGGAGAGGGAAUGAAUGCCACUGCCACCAAUUCCAGUGGCUUCCACUAAGCCCUGCAUGCGUAAGGAGACACUUUAGGGUCCAUUUGAUUUCCCUUCUUCGAUGUCAGUCCUUGCCCGCUUCAUUUCUUUUCCUUUCUCCCUCCAGUUCACCAGAAGUUGUCUGCUGUCUCUCAGCAAGCUACAUCUUUUGCAGCACUGGCUCCGGAAUGCAGCUGAAAGCAGUGCUCUGCGCACUCCAGGGUAGCCAUGUUGCAUGGUAGCAGGUGAGCCAUGUCUUUCCAUUCUGGGCGAGGAUGUCCCCGUGGUCAGGGGGGACCAGGAGCAAGAACUUCAGCACAGACCUACCGCCCUCAGAACCUACGACAGCUUCACCCACAACAGCCCUCUGUACAGUACCAGUAUGACCAGCAAACAGCCCCUCCAACAACCUAUUCAAACCCUCCAACUACCGGUUACAUGCCUCCCAGGCCAGACUUUGUGCCCUAUCCUCCUCCAGUGCCCCCUUCCACGCAAAAUCCCAUCAGCCAGUGUCCCAUGAGGCCACCAUUUCCAAACCACCAGAUGAGACAGAGCUUCCCAGUGCCUCCAUGCUUUCCUCCUGCUCCUCCGCCAGUACCAAAUCCUAGCAACACUCCCGUGCCGGGAACUCCUACCGGGCAAAGCACCUUUCCUUACAUGAUGCCUCCUCCCACGGUACCGCAUCCUCCCCCUCCACCAGUCAUACCGCAGCAAGUCAACUACCAGCCUGUGUAUUCUGCAGGGUACUCACAGCAAGCGUUCCCACCACCGAACUUCAAUAGCUAUCAGCACAGCUCUGGCUCCUUUCAGAGCAGCACCACCAACAGCAGUGGUGGCAGCAGCCAUUUUCGCCACGCAGGUCAGUACCAGGGAGAGAAGUCUCAAAGCGAUAGACGGUCUCCUGACAGGAGCAAGCACUACGACGAGCACAGGCAUCGGGAUCACAGUCACAUCCACGGUGACCGGCAUCGGUCCGCUAACCAUGGGGAGCGUCGGGAUCGAGGCAGGAGUCCAGAUAGGAGGAGACAGGAAAGCAGUCGGCACCGGACCGAUUACGACAGGGGAAGGAUAUCGCCUCACCACAGAAGUUAUGAGCGUAACAGGGAGCGGGAAAGGGAGAGGCAUAGGCACCGUGACAGCAGAAGAUCACCAUCACCAGACAGAUCCUACAAAAAAGAUUACAAGAGGGCAGGAAGCCGGUCUCCAAGCAGAGAGAGAAAGAGACCCAGGUGGGAGGAGGACAGAGAAAGGUGGUCAGAGAACCAGAGCUCCAGCAAAGAGAAAAAUUAUACUGCUAUCAAAGACAAAGAAUCAGAGGAGAAUGCAUCUGAAAAAAAUGAAGAGGAAGAUGAGGAAUUACUUAAGCCAGUCUGGGUUCGCUGUACCCAUUCUGAAAGCUAUUAUUCCAAUGAUCCUAUGGAUCAAGUGGGGGACUCUACUGUGGUAGGAACAAGCAAACUCCGAGAUCUGUACGAAAAGUUUGAUGAGGAGUUAGGAAAGCGACAGGCAAAGGCCAAAGCAGCCAGGCCACCAUGGGAGCCACCAAAGACCAAGCUGGAUGAAGAUUUAGAGAGCUCCAGUGACUCAGACUGUGACUCUGAAGAUGACAGCAGCUGCUCUAGCAGUUCAGAUUCAGAUGUUUUUGACGUCAUUGCAGAAAUUAAGCGUAAAAAAGCACACCCUGAUCGUCUUCAUGAAGAACUGUGGUACAAUGAUCCAGGACAGAUGAAUGAUGGACCUUUGUGCAAGUGCAGUGCUAAAGCCCGACGAACGGGAAUAAGACAUGGCAUUUAUCCUGGCGAAGAGCCCAUUAAACCAUGUCGCCCCAUGACCAACAAUGCUGGAAGACUGUACCACUAUCGAAUUACAGUGUCACCUCCCACAAACUUCUUAACAGACCGACCUACUGUUAUUGAGUAUGAUGACCAUGAAUAUAUCUUUGAAGGGUUCUCAAUGUUUGCACAUGCCCCACUAACAAACAUUCCGCUAUGUAAAGUAAUCAGAUUUAACAUUGACUAUACAAUUCAUUUCAUUGAGGAGAUGAUGCCAGAGAAUUUUUGUGUGAGAGGUCUUGAGCUGUUCUCUUCAUAUCUAUUCAAAGAUAUUUUAGAGCUCUACGACUGGAAUCUUAAAGGUCCUUCACUUGAAAAUGAUACUAUUUCCUGCCCUAGAUUUCACUUCAUGCCGCGAUUUGUGAGGUUUCUUCCAGAUGGAGGAAAAGAAGUCCUUUCGAUGCAUCAGAUUCUUCUCUACUUGUUACGAUGCAAUAAAGCUCUGGUGCCUGAAGAGGAGAUUGCCAACAUGCUUCAGUGGGAAGAACUGGAAUGGCAGAAAUAUGCAGAAGAAUGCAAAGGGAUGAUCGUUAUCAGCCCUGGCAUGAAACCCAGCUCAGUUCGUAUUGAUCAACUGGAUCGCGAACAGUUCAAUCCUGAUGUAAUUACUUUCCCCAUUAUUGUCCACUUCGGGAUACGACCUGCUCAACUCAGUUAUGCUGGAGAUCCUCAAUACCAAAAGCUAUGGAAGAGUUAUGUGAAGCUGCGUCACCUGCUGGCUAAUAGUCCUAAAGUCAAACAGGCUGAUAAACAGAAAUUAUCACAGAGAGAGGAAGCACUGCAGAAAAUUCGUCAGAAGAACACAAUGAGACGUGAAGUGACUGUUGAGUUAAGUAGCCAGGGAUUCUGGAAAACAGGGAUACGCUCUGAUGUCUGCCAGCAUGCAAUGAUGCUUCCUGUCCUCACCCACCAUGUCCGCUACCAUCAGUGUCUGAUGCAUUUGGACAAAUUGAUAGGCUACACUUUUCGAGACAGGUGCUUGCUGCAGCUUGCCAUGACUCAUCCAAGCCAUCACUUAAACUUUGGAAUGAAUCCAGAUCAUGCCAGAAAUUCCUUAUCCAACUGUGGGAUUCGACAGCCAAAGUAUGGAGAUAGAAAAGUUCACCAUAUGCACAUGAGAAAAAAAGGGAUAAACACCCUGAUAAAUAUUAUGUCCCGUUUGGGACAGGAUGAUCCAGCUCCUUCCAGGAUUAACCACAAUGAGCGUUUAGAAUUUCUGGGAGAUGCUGUGGUGGAAUUCUUAACAAGUGUCCACUUGUACUACCUGUUUCCCACUCUAGAGGAGGGAGGAUUAGCUACGUACCGCACUGCCAUCGUACAGAACCAGCACCUGGCCAUGUUGGCUAAGAAGCUGGAACUAGAUCGAUUUAUGCUUUAUGCUCAUGGUCCAGACCUUUGCAGGGAAUCGGAUCUCCGCCAUGCCAUGGCCAACUGCUUUGAAGCCCUAAUAGGAGCUGUUUAUCUAGAGGGAAGCCUAGAAGAAGCAAAACAAUUAUUUGGACGUUUACUCUUCAAUGACAAGGACCUGCGGGAUGUAUGGCUUAAUUAUCCACUACACCCACUCCAACUGCAGGAGUCCAAUACUGACAGGCAACUCAUUGAGACCUCUCCAGUUCUUCAAAAGCUUACAGAGUUUGAGGAAGCAAUUGGAGUCAUCUUUACUCACGUUCGUCUUCUAGCACGUGCUUUCACUCUGAGAACUGUAGGCUUUAACCAUCUGACUCUAGGCCACAACCAGAGGAUGGAAUUCCUGGGUGACUCCAUAAUGCAGUUGGUAGCCACAGAGUAUUUAUUCAUACAUUUCCCCGAUCAUCAUGAAGGGCACUUAACGUUGUUGAGAAGCUCUUUGGUGAACAACAGGACACAGGCCAAGGUGGCAGAAGAGCUGGGUAUGCAGGAAUUUGCCAUCACUAAUGACAAGACAAAAAGACCUGUAGCUCUUCGAACUAAGACUUUGGCUGACCUCUUGGAAUCCUUUAUUGCUGCCCUGUACAUUGAUAAAGAUUUGGAAUAUGUUCACACUUUCAUGAACGUAUGCUUUUUUCCACGUCUAAAGGAGUUUAUUUUAAAUCAAGAUUGGAAUGAUCCUAAAUCUCAGCUUCAGCAGUGCUGCUUGACACUCAGGACAGAAGGAAAAGAGCCAGACAUUCCUCUUUACAAGACUUUGCAGACGGUGGGACCAUCUCAUGCCAGGACUUACACAGUAGCCGUUUACUUCAAAGGUGAAAGAAUCGGAUGUGGUAAAGGCCCAAGUAUUCAGCAAGCGGAAAUGGGAGCUGCGAUGGACGCACUUGAAAAAUAUAACUUUCCCCAGAUGGCCCAUCAGAAACGGUUCAUUGAACGGAAGUACAGACAAGAGUUGAAAGAAAUGAGGUGGGAAAGAGAGCAUCAAGAGAGAGAGCCAGAUGAGACUGAAGAAGCAAGGAAAUAAAAGGAGGGCACAGAAGCAGUGGCAUAUUUACUUACUUAAUAACUCUGACUGUGGCCUACAGAGACCUAACCUAGUUUCUUGCAGAUGAUGAAUGAAGAGUGCCUGUUGAUAUCAAAUAGAAAACCAUAAUCUCUUCUUUAAAAAGCGUGUGUAUAUAUAGUAUUUCUUUGGUUUUAAGUGCAAAGUUUGUUUGGCUUUUUAUUAACAUUUGGUUUUAAAUCCUUUUAAUUUUUAUGAAAAAUUGUGGGAUUAUUUUUAUUAUUUUUACUGUCUUGUAUGAAGUAAUAAAGUAUUAAUUUCAAAAGCCUGUAGGAGGAAAAGCUGUUUAACAGUUGUCUCCUAUAUCCAAAUGCUGUUUUGUCAGUGACAAGCAAAGUUAUUGCAUGAACUCCACCGUGGAGGGGGAAAGUGUUAUGAGAAACUAAUUCAGCAGAGCACUUAAGCAUGUGCCUAACAAGUUUUGCAGCUAAAUGUAAUUCUUGACUCUGCUACACCAGAGCCAUAAACUUCAGGUCCUUUUACAGAAACUGAUAGAGUAAUUUAAACAAAGGAGAUACUCAGUUUUGUUUUAAACAGUGGAUUCCACAUCUGGAAUGUGACACAGGUGUGUGUGGAACUUUAGGGGGUUUUGUCUUUAAAUCUGUAUAAUAAAACUCUAAGAAAAAGAAAAGAAAGGUAAUUAUGAAGCAAUAGAAUAACAACUUUUUUCACAGAAAAUGUACUGAGUUUACAAGUUUAGCAUCAUUCUCAACUUCUUGUUCUUUCAAACUGGUGUCUACUUUAAUGGUUUCCUUUGUCCAGAAGAUACCAGUGUGACCAUAACAGUUACAUGGUGUAUUAGAAACUCCAUAAAGGUGCUGUUCCAGAUAGGUUCAUUGCAAACUGUUUGCAUACAAAGGAAGACUUUGUCCCCAAGGUAUAGUUCAAAGGUGGCAUACAGUUUUAAGUUACCCAGUUUCCUUGAUUUUUGGUGCCUGGGGCUUGUAUUAGAGAGACAGAUGUUUCUUCUAUAAAAGCUCUGAAUGGUACCAAAAGUGGAACAUCCACUUCGUCUAUUGGUGUUUUUUUCCACUGGUUAUCUGGUUCAUUGUAGAUGUUGGUGUGUUGUUCAUACUUUUCAUUUUCCUGCUUCAAGCCAUCCAUUUCCAUUAUGCUGAGUUAUUAGUUAAAACAGUCCCUUAGUAAAUACUGUGUAGUCAUUUCUCUAGCUUUCUUUUCCAAUAGGUGAAACAAGAUACAGCUCUUGUUUUCCUCAACUGUGCAUCUUAUUACUGCUUCAGAUCCUUUUUCAUGAGUCAUUUACGCAUCUUUCCAGAUGUGAGUAGCACAGAUAGAUGUGAUAAGAUACCAGGCAGCUUCAUGAGCAUGGAUGCACAAGUCUGGCCCAAAGAAUUCAUACAGACUCCUGAAAGAAAACUUUUGCCUAAUGGCCACACUGCGCUGAGCAACUAAUUCAGCAGUUGUCUGAAGCACCUUUCUUUAGCUGUGUGAUGGGCAUCCAUGAAAGCACUUUAUUGCAGGUGCCAAAGUAGACACAAGUGUAGCUGAAAAGUUCAGACUGCCCAAAUGUCUUCCCAAAGUUUCACUUCUAAGCUAAUCAAUACGUGUAGUUUCAUAAGCACAUUUUUGUACACAUGCAAUGUGAGAUACACUUAAAUGUUGUUUUUUAAAAACUUGACCCCACAGCACUACCUCACUUCCUCCAGCUUCUGUGAUUGCUUUUUUUUAAUGGAUUGUUGCUUUAAAUACAUUUCAGAGGAUGAAAGGAGAAAAAAAAUGGACAAAAAGCAAACCAAACAUUCUGUAAUUUAGAGAGUGAUAAUAAACCAUUAAAAUAUAAAGGAG
Messenger RNA from Tyto alba (common barn owl), 6130 nucleotides. RefSeq names its product drosha ribonuclease III (gene DROSHA). Gene Ontology annotation, biological process: regulation of gene expression; primary miRNA processing; rRNA processing. NCBI's taxonomy places the organism in Eukaryota, Metazoa, Chordata, Aves, Strigiformes, Tytonidae. The transcript has 32 exons. Gene Ontology annotation, molecular function: double-stranded RNA binding; ribonuclease III activity. Gene Ontology annotation, cellular component: nucleus. The coding region runs from base 275 to 4285 and encodes 1336 amino acids. The record is from RefSeq and is a predicted model, not a curated record.